Messenger RNA from Tyto alba (common barn owl), 8124 nucleotides. RefSeq names its product WIZ zinc finger (gene WIZ). The transcript is spliced from 12 exons. The record is from RefSeq and is a predicted model, not a curated record. Gene Ontology annotation, biological process: regulation of transcription by RNA polymerase II. NCBI's taxonomy places the organism in Eukaryota, Metazoa, Chordata, Aves, Strigiformes, Tytonidae. Gene Ontology annotation, molecular function: RNA polymerase II cis-regulatory region sequence-specific DNA binding; DNA-binding transcription factor activity, RNA polymerase II-specific. Bases 831 to 6905 code for a protein of 2024 amino acids. Gene Ontology annotation, cellular component: nucleus.
UUGAAAACACCCAAGUGGGUUUUGGGGGAGAAUGGUGGGUUUUUAGGAAGCGCCGCCAGCAUGGCACAUGGGUGCAUCCGUGUUUUGGGAAGAAUAAAAGGGAAAACUUGGAAAAAUAUUGCUUUUUUUUUUGGUGAGCGAGGUGGGGGGAUGCAGCACUGCUGUCCCCCCCUCCCUGUCUGCGCUGGCUCGUGCUUGGGUGGGUUUGGGGUUUUGGUGAUGCCGAGCGCGAUGCCGGGGGUGCGGGUGGGGGAUUUGACGUCAUUCCCGGCGCAGGGAUUUCGACCCGGUCGCGGUGAGACGCGUUUUGGUGGGUAAAGGUUUGGACCGAGCCGGCGGGAGCGGUGCUGAAGGGAUGCUGCGAUUUAUCACCGGGGAAGGGAGCCAGCGGUCCCGGAGAGACGCCAGCUUCUGUCUGGGAGUCGGCUCGGAUCCAACCCACAUCCCCCCCCCAAAACGCAGCUUUCAGAAAUAAACCCUUUUUGCGGAUUUUUUCACCCGCUCUCACCUAGAUGGAUCUACCCCAGCUUGGGGAUGUGCCAGGGUCUCUGACCGGGCUGAGAUGCGGCUGCAACGAAAAAGGCAAAACUCCACGAUGGCUUUUUCCCCCUCUGGAUCCCAGGUGCUGCGGCCUGUCCCCGGCCUGCUUUGCUGGCACAUGGCCACCGCACACCCGGCGCCUUGCCGUGCCUUUUUAUUUCCUUGCAGCGAGGCGACGCGUUUUGGGGCGAUUCCUCGCCGUUUGACGGAACGUUGGCAGAUGCCAGUGCCGGCCCGACUGCCGGGCUCCCAUCCUGCCGGCACCGUGACGCUCCUUGCCGGCACGACGGAUGAGCCGCCGUGGUGCGAUGGGAGAUGUGGUGAAGGGGAACGCCGUGUGUGUCCGACCGGAUUUAAGCCAGGUGGUGGUUAAAGACGAUGCCACGACCCGCUGCCUCCCUCCCCGAUUUUUCUGGCAGUCCCUGGCCGCCAGCCCUCCCGAGUGCCAGCGUGGUGUUUUUUUCCAAGUGACACAGCACAAUCGGCGAGGGAUGGAGAAAGCUGUCCCUAAUUUCUCAGAGCGCCAAGGAGAUGGAGGCAGAGCCCUGUUAAUGACACCGGAGCCAAACAAAGAGACUUUUCCUGCCCUUGAGUGCCCCCAAGGCGAAGAACGAAGAGCCGCUUUCCUUCAAGAUGCAAAAAAGCCCCUGGAGAACCUGGCUUUAUCUGGGACGUCGGUGGAAGCAGAGACGGAGCUCGAGGAAGAUGCUUUCUACGCCGUGGAUGAUCUGGCGGCGAUAAGCCGGGAGGGGAAGGGACCCUCCGGUGCUGAGCUGCACCCGUUGCAAGAGGACCCCAACUUCUUCUCGCCGCUGUCCCGUCCGGAGCCCGACGUUGCCCUGGAAGCGCACGAUGUGGCCGAUGAGCCUGAUCCUGCCCUCUCCGGUGCCGUCCCAGCCACAGCUCACAGGACCGAACUCGGCUCCACGAAUGAAGAGCAUUUGGAGUUCAAGAAGGCUUUGUACAGAACGGAUGCCAGGAGCUCCCUAGACCUGCGAAACGUGAGCGUGUCUGGCAGCGUGACCUGGGACACCUCUGCCCUGGAGACAAGCGUGGGUGAUGGAAGAGAAGAAAGCACUUUAGAGAGACUCUCUGGCUUGAAGGACUCGAAGGACACGCGGUGUGUAAAGGAGUCGGCGUUCGCCGUGGAGCCCCAGGUUGUAAAUACUGUGCAGGUGGAUCCCGAGCAACUGGAGAGCGACUCCGAGGACCUGGAGGGUGGCAAGGUGGCAGCAGAGACACCCAGCCCUUGUGCUGGGGCAUCGGUUGGCAGCGAGGAGGAGAAAUAUCUUAAAAAUGAACCAAAGCAACUUGAAGGCCUCAGCAAAGAGCACUUAGAUAAAAGCAAGAGGGGAAUCCAGAGGGUCGACUGGAUUUCUAGACCCAGCAAAAGCCCAAGUCCUCACUACAAAGACAUAAACAAGCCGACAGAUGUAGCAACCAACUUGCCCUUUCGGGGACAGUCUGUGCGUGAAGUGCCUCCGCCGCUGACUCCCACGGUGUUCAGAAAAACGCUAAACCCUGUCCUCAGCAAGUCCAAAUCCCUGGAGAGCUCCUCAUCCCACAGGAAGGGGCUGAUGGUCGACGCGGACUUGGGCGAGAUCAGCCAGCUCAAUGCGGCCGAGUGGACAAUCCAGAAGCCAGGUCUUCAGCUCGGCGCCGACCUCGCCGUCGGCAAACAGUCCUGGACGGUAAAUGCCGAAGACUCGGUGGAGCGGAUCCCGUUGAUGUCUCUGGAGCCCGCUCCCUGCAGCUCCUACGACAUCGAGAUGAGGCCCUACGUGUGCAGCGUCUUGUUGGAGGGGCAGGGGAAAGAGGAGCUGGGUCCGGAGGAGGACCCUACGGUGUACACCUGCAUCGAGUGCAGCAUUUACUUCAAGAAAAAGGAACAUUUGAUGGAUCACAUGCUUCAGCAUAAUCGUGGACCAGGGAGGGACCAAGACAGAGACGCUUUGGGAGGGCAGUGUCAAUUCUGCUGCAACGAGUGUGGAUGGGCCUUUGGAGACCCCACGUCUCUGGAGCAGCACAAAAGGCUCCACCAAGAGUCUAGGGAAAAAAUUAUCGAAGAGAUCCAGAAGUUGAACGAGUUUCCAGACGAAGGCCGGGAAGCCCGGCUGCAGUGCCCCAAGUGCGUCUUUGGCACAAACUCCUCCAAGAUCUUUGUCCAGCACGCCAAGAUGCACGUCAAGGAGAGGAAGGACCAAGGGGCAAAGAACCUGAAUCUCUUUGGAAGCGCGGGCAGCGGAGAAAUACGGGAUAGCCCCGUGCACGGCAUCUACAAACACUUCAAACCAAAUGAACACAUGUCCCUGCAGAUGCAGGUGCCACCUCACGGCAGCGGCAAAGGGCUCAGCACGUGUAUGCUCUGCAGCUUCCCGGCCCCCAACGAGAACAUCCUCAAGGAGCACAUGAAAUACGCCCAUUCCCACCUCUCCUGGGACACGGAGGUGUAUGAGGAUGAUCCCAAUCAGCCGGGAACGAGCAGAGAUGCCUACAGCCCGGCCAGGCCAGGCCGGUUUGCAGAGACGGAUUAUUUUGGCAAAGCAGACCGGCUCUUCCCUCCGCCUCACCGAGAAAGCACAUCGCACUACGAAGCUGUCCACGGUUUUGCCCUGACUCACCCAAGACACGACAAAAGCAACGGGGCUAGUAAAAAGGACUAUCAGACAUCAGGGUUUCAUGCCAGGAAGGCAGCUCCAUACUCUGCCCCGCACAAAAACCUGGGGCUGUCUGGUUUUCCCUCUGCUAAAGCUUAUUCCCAAUUUGCUCUGCAGCAGCUGAAAAAAAAAGCAGCAGCUCAGCACCUUGAAGGAGAAGGCGACGGUCUCAGGAGCCACCCGAUGGGGUUGGAGGAGCUCAGGCACAAGUGGGUGUUGGCCAAUGAUGCUGGGAGCAUGGAAGAGGAGAUCACCGUAAGCGCAGACAUGGAUUUGAGCGACAACAGAGGCAUCAAACCCGUCACCAUCCCUCAAGCUGCCUUGGACCUCAAGAGGACGUUCAGAGACACCUUGAAAGCCACGGACUCUUCGAUCGCUUCGGAGGAGCAGCAGCAGCAGUUGCGGAAGAUGGUCCCCAUCGUCCUCCUGGAGGAGGUGAACCUGCACCCCAAGACGACGAAGCGGCCCCGGGGGAAGCCGUUCAAGAAGAAAACAACGCUCCCUUCCCGGGAAUUCAUGAUGGAAGAGCCCCUUCCCUUGGAUGUGCUCCUGUUGGACGCUCCUCUGGAGGGUCCUCUGGAGCUUGAUGACCUCUUGGACUCCGACUCACCCAUGCUGAAGAACGAGGAGAGGAAAUGCCCCUACUGCCCAGACAGGUUCCACAACGGGAUCGGGCUGGCAAACCACGUGCGGGGCCACCUCAACAGGGUGGGGGUGAGCUACAACGUCCGUCACUUCAUCUCAGCGGAAGAAGUGAAAGCUAUUGAGCAAAAAUUUUCCUUCCAAAAGAAGAAGAAAAAAGGUAUUGCCAACUUCGACCCGAGUACUUUCAGCCUGAUGCGAUGCGAAUUCUGCGGGGCCGGCUUCGACACGCGAGCGGGUCUCUCCAGCCACGCCAGAGCCCACCUGAGAGACUUUGGUAUUACCAACUGGGAACUCACCAUCUCGCCCAUUAACAUCCUCAAGGAGCUGUUGGCCAACUCAUCGGAGCAUCCGAUGCUGCAAGCGGCGAUGGGAGCGGAGCCCUCGUCCCCGAGCCGAGAGAGGGAGGCUCACGGCUUCGUGCCCCGCAAGAGCAUGACCCCCAUGUCCGAGUGCAGCAUUCCACGGUCGCCUCUGUCCCCGUUCCCCCCGUCCUGGGGAGACGAGUCCCUGCAGUCCUACAGAGACGUCCUGGCUCCCGAAGAUGAAGAACUGGUGGCCAUGGAGGUGGGUUCACCCCCUCUCCCGAAAAAAAGCGCUCCCGCUGGGCAGCUGGAUCAACCCCCCACCAGGAUAGGGACCAAACUGUCUCCUGAGCCGCCCGGGAGCAAACCAGAGCCUCAGGACUCCAAAACCCAGAACCUUACGACGUGUGAAGUAUGCGGCGCCUGCUUCGAAACCCGCAAGGGCUUAUCCAGCCACGCCCGUUCUCACCUACGGCAGCUCGGCGUCGCCGAAUCGGAGAGCAGCGGGGCUCCCAUCGAUUUGCUUUACGAACUGAUGAAGCAAAAAGGCAAACCCGACGGCAGCCCCAUGUCUCCCACCCUCGGCAAAAAAACCGGCUCCCCCAAAGACGCCACCGCCGGUUCCCCUCGCCCCACGCUCCUGGCGCUCGGCAAGGCCGGCGAUCGCCCGCCGGACGGUCCCGUUAAUAAAGCCAUCAAAUCCCCUCCCGGCUUCUCGAAAAACCUCUCGCAACCAGGAUCCCCAAUCCUUAAGAAGGUGCCGCCCUCUCUUUCGGGGUCCCCAUCUCCGAAAAACCCUGAGGAGAAGAGCUCUAAGCUCUCGCUGAGCCCUCUGCAGAGCUCCCCGAAAGCGCAGUGGCCGCAGGCGGAUGAGGAAGGACCCCUUAAUUUAACCUCGGGGUCGGAGCCGGUGCGAGACAUCCGCUGCGAGUUUUGCGGCGAAUACUUCGAGAACCGCAAAGGUUUGUCGAGCCACGCUCGCUCCCACCUCCGCCAAAUGGGGGUGACCGAGUGGUACGUCAACGGCUCGCCCAUCGACACGCUCCGGGAGAUCCUCAAGCGGAGAACCCAGCCGCGGAGCAGCGCCUCGAAUCCCGCCGGGCCCGGGCAAAAAGCCAUGGCCAAGACCCUCUUGGGCAGCAUGGGAUCCUUGGAGCCGCGCGGACCCGGAGAGAUUCACAUCCCCACCCUCACCAAGAAGGUCCAGCAACCCGGCAGCCCCAUGGGGCAAUCGCCUACCUCGUCCCCACCUCCCACCGCCCGGAAGAUGUUUCCAGGCCUUUCUCCUCCCUCCUUGCAGAAGAAACUCAAACAAGAUCAACUGAGGGUGGAAAUCAAGCGGGAGAUGAUGUCGGGAGGACUUCACGGAGAGCCUCACCCAUCCGACCGAGCCUGGUCGCCGCGGGAGGAGAUGUCUCCCUUGAACCUCUCCUCCCGAGCCGACCCGGUGCGAGACAUCCGCUGCGAGUUUUGCGGCGAAUACUUCGAGAACCGCAAAGGUUUGUCGAGCCACGCUCGCUCCCACCUCCGCCAAAUGGGGGUGACCGAGUGGUCGGUCAACGGCUCGCCCAUCGACACGCUCCGGGAGAUCCUCAAGAAGAAAUCCAAACCCUGCAUUAUCAAGAAGGAGCCCCACCCCUCCAGCAUCGAACCCCCUAAAUCCAUCGGGGAGGAAGGGACGGACCCCAAGUCCCCGGGAAAAAUUCUUCAGGGCAUGGCCCUGCCUCCCCUGGGCGGGCGGACGGGGAAACCCAACCCCGGCGGUUCCACCUUGAACCGGGAGAUCUCGUUGUCGCCUCUCGCCAGCAAACCCCAGGGCGGUUUCCUGACGCCGCUGUCCGCCAAACGACCGUUGCAGGACGAUCGGCUGGGUCCUCACGCCGAGGUCAAGCACAAGGCUUACAUCCAGACCGAGCUGCCCUUCAAAGCCAAGUCCGUGCACGAGAAACCCGCGCACACCUCCAGCGAAGCCUGCUGCGAGCUGUGCGGCCUCUACUUCGAGAACCGCAAAGCCUUGGCCAGCCACGCGCGGGCGCACCUCCGGCAGUUCGGCGUCACCGAGUGGUGCGUGAACGGUUCGCCGAUCGAGACGCUCAGCGAAUGGAUCCGACACCGACCCCAGAAAGCCGGCGCGUACCGCAGCUACAUCCAAGGCGGGCGACCCUUCACGAAGAAAUUCCGCAACUCGUCCCACGCCCGGGAUCACGAGGGCGGCGGCGCUCGCCGGAUGCCGCUCAGCCUUCAGGCCGGCGGCGUGACCUUUCUCAGCAAAGGCUUGGCAGGGGAUCUGGCUCACGGCGACGCCGGGAAAAUCCUCGACGGGGGAAGCGGCGGCGAGCGGCCCAUGAUCACAUCCCCCCUCUCCCUGGUGAAGGUGGAGGAACAUCAACGCUCGAACAUCAACAAGUUUGAGCGGAGGCAAGCGAGGCCCCUGGACGCCCCCCUCCACCGGGAAGAGGAAGGGGCCGAAUUCCAGCAGAAAAUGGAGGAGACGCGGCAGCCGCCGCCGCGGAUGAGGCCGGUGCCUUCCCUGGUCCCUCGCCCGCCGCAGACUUCCUUGGUGAAGUUCGUGGGGAACAUCUACACCCUCAAAUGCAGGUUCUGCGAGGUGGAAUUCCAAGGUCCCCUCUCCAUCCAGGAGGAAUGGGUACGGCACCUCCAACGACACAUCCUGGAAAUGAAUUUCUCCAAAGCGGAUCCUUUACGGGGCGAAGCUCCUCCCCCCCCCCCCGAACCUCCCACCCUCGCUGAGGCUCAGUAACGGGCGCCCAAAAUCCCGGCUCACCGUGACGCAGCCGGCACAGGGAAGCGACCGCGGAUGGCGCCGGAAUAUCCUCACCCCCCCCUUCCCCUGUCCACAAUUCCUUAAUUUUUUGGAGGGGGGAAAAGAGGAGGGGGGGGGGUCAAUCGCUGCCUCUGGAGCUUCCCCCCAACUUCCAGGGGACAAACCGAGGGGGGGGGACAACCCCAGUCAAGCACUACAUGGAUCAAGACAGCCCUCGGCGAUCCCACGGGAGACACGCGGCAGCUGGGGUCCGGCACCGGAUCGGGACGGGGAGGGGGCAGAAUUUUUCCCUCCUCCUCGCUUCCCAAAAAUCCCACUUUUUUUUUUUUUUUUUUUGAUUUUUUGUUUCGUUUUGUUUUUAACCCAAAGAACAAACGGUGUCGCCUUUGCCGGCGGCGAUUCGGGGCAGAGCCGGGCCGGAGGGGAAUUUCGGGGAGCAGCCGCCUUCCUGGAAAACGCUGUGGAUUUUGUAUAUGACCCUUAGAGUUAAUGUAUAUUCGAUUUUUUUUUUUUUUUAAUUUUUUUUUUUUUUCCCCUCCUUCUAUAGGCAACGAUAAAAUUUAGUCUUGCGUAGAUGUCGGAAUCCCUCGGUUCCGGGGUUGCAUGUUGCCCAAAAUCCCCUUUUCCCACACCAAAAAAAAAAAACAAACCACCAACAAAAACCGCCGCCGCUUCCCUCCUGCUUUUUCCAAAAAAGAAAAAAUCCCCAAAAAACCACAAAAAUCCCCCCAGAUUCACUCCGCUUCCCUCCCCCCGCCGCCGCAUCCCAUCACCAGAGAGGAGCAGCGGGUGAGACCCACCGGAGAAAAUAAACUCCAGUGGGAGCUGGAAAUUCCGCAGGGAGAUCCCGGCGUUCCCGUCGGGAAUCGGCCGCGGCGGCGCUGGGAGGAUUCGGCUCAGCCCCCCCCCCGCCCCACUUUCACUGUUCCUUUAUUAUUUUGUUAUUUUUUUCCCUGUUUUUUCCUCGUCUAGCUCCAUAGACCUUUUUUAAACUCCUAGAUUUGUGUAGAAAUAAGGAAUAUUCAUUUUUAUUUGGAAAUCCCAAAACUUCCGACUUUCGGAAGGAAUUUUAAUGGAUAAAUUUUUUUUUUUUUGGAAUUUUUUUUUUUUUUUAUUUCCACUUUUUUGGGGCAUAUUCUGGUGAUUCUUGUACCCGGGAAUAUGGGACGAUGGAUUAAAUUCUUCUGGAAAUGAA